This is a messenger RNA of Hyposmocoma kahamanoa, 1835 nucleotides long. RefSeq names its product B-cell CLL/lymphoma 7 protein family member A (gene BCL7-like). The transcript has 3 exons. The record is from RefSeq and is a predicted model, not a curated record. The coding region runs from base 153 to 560 and encodes 135 amino acids. NCBI's taxonomy places the organism in Eukaryota, Metazoa, Arthropoda, Insecta, Lepidoptera, Cosmopterigidae.
CUUGCCCACUGUCAAAUAAUGGCGGAUGAAUAAAAAAUUGUUGCUGUUAGUGCUUGGAAAUCCAAAUUUAUGAACUCUCUAAAACUUAGUAAUUCUAUAAGAAAGUUUGUGAAUUAGUGCUUGUUUUGUUAAAGGAUUAUUUCCAACUCAAAAUGUCUCGUUCCGUACGCGCCGAAACGAGAAAUCGUGUUAAAGAUGACAUCAAAAGGGUCAUGCAAGCUGUUGAAAAAGUUCGCCAUUGGGAGAAAAAAUGGGUGACGAUUGGGGAGACUACGAUGAAAAUUUACAAAUGGGUACCUAUUUCGACGAAUGAACAGAAGAAGAAACAUGCUGCAAAACGAGAAAACAAGGAGAACACACUGACGCCGAAGAAAACACAUGACUCUUCCAACUCAAAUUCUAACUUUGGUAUGGCCGAGGACUCCAACACUUGUUUCUCAACAGUGAGUGACUCACAAGGUCCUACAGAGUUCUCCUCCACACACAUGAAUUUCUCUGAAGACUCCAACUCGCAGAGUAGUGGCACCACAACACCAGCAAAACGGUUAAAAACUGACUGAGGCAAAAUUAUGAAAUAAAACCCUUGACAAACUUGCUGUAUGGACACCUGAGGGUUUUGGACAAUUAUUAUAAAUUGUGUUAUUCAUGACAGAGUUUUAUGCGGUGUGAUGUGAAUUUUAUUUAUAAGCUUGCAUUUAGAAAAUGACUGGCAACAGUCGUGCUGAUCUUAAAGGUUUUGCUGAGAUCAGGUUAUGGCGAGUAUUUGCAUCCAAAAUUAAUAACAUUACGGUGUACAUGUAUGUGGUCGGUAUGGCAAAUGGUCUAAAGUUACAAUCCUUGUUACAGAAUUAUUGUAAGAAGGAUUAUCUAAUGCUCGUAAAUAACAACUAUUGUAUUUGAUUUGGAAAUGAAACUAUUUUUUAGAUCAAAAUCUCUUAUAUUUGUUCUUUCAAAAGUAAUCAAUGUUUCGGGCUCUUGGGGGUCCCAUAGUCAAGGGCAACUGAGUCAGAUGAAAAAAUAGUUUCAUUUGAAAAUCAAUCAUAAAAUGAUUUUUCCACAAUUUUAUCACAAAGCCGUUAAUGUAAAGAGAAAAGUAAAAAAAUAUAAAUGUAUAUUUGCAACUGUUAGUACAAUCUUGGUAGCAUUGAGACAGAAUGAAACAAAAUAUUAUUAUAAAGCACUUAUUCUAAUUUUUAUGACAUGAAAAAAAGUGAUUUUAUAUUUUACAACCAAUUUUUCAAUGUUAAAUUCGUAUUGCACAAAUAUUUAAAAUAUUGCAUGACUUGAGCAAGAACCUUGUUUGUCUGUGAUGGAGUACAGCAUUUUCAUUUUAAUAUAUGUGAUUAGUUUUUAUGACUGUGUGCUUCAGAAUAUGUACUGUUAUAUAACAAGUGACUUACCUUUGGUAUUGUAAAUAUUCAUAAAUUUGUACAGCCAGCAUUACAAAAACGAAAACCUACACAAACAUAAUGAAUGUUGUGGUGGGUCAGUUUUGUGAGCUGCUGACUGUAUGCAAACGAGAGAUUUUAGCCUAAUACUUGCAUUAGUAAUUGUAAUUUUAACAGCAAUAAGGAGUGUGAAUUUUAUAUUGUGUAUACUGCGUCAGACCCUUAAUUCCGUUGGAUAUUUUUAUCAUUUUGUAACGGAAAUUGCACGGACAAUAGCGCAUCAGACUACACAUUUUUGUUCGAAAAUCGCCUUCAGUGCAACGGAACAAGAUACGUCAUUGUGUAGCUUGAUCUGCUGUUGACUGUACAUGGCAUUAUAAACUUUUCAAUUGUGUAACAUUCAAAACUAGAUAUGAUGCGAGAUAACUAUAAGCGAGAUAUGCUGAG